Molecule: messenger RNA, 828 nt
Organism: Saccharomyces paradoxus
Lineage: Eukaryota; Fungi; Ascomycota; Saccharomycetes; Saccharomycetales; Saccharomycetaceae
Gene: HEM4
Product: uroporphyrinogen-III synthase HEM4
Exons: 1
Coding region: 1-828 (275 amino acids)
Biological process (GO): uroporphyrinogen III biosynthetic process
Molecular function (GO): uroporphyrinogen-III synthase activity
Source: RefSeq, a predicted model, not a curated record
AUGCCUAGCCGUAAGAAAGUCAGAGUAAUAUUGCUCAAGAAUAAAACUGUUCCUAUUGAUAAAUACGAAUCGCAGUGUAGGAGUAAGACGUUUGAACCAAUAUUUGUACCACUCAUCAAACACACACAUGUCAUCCAAGAUUUUAAAAAUGUUUUAGAUACCAUCCCAGGCUAUCUGAACACUAUCGAGUACAUUAUAAUUACAUCUCAAAGAACUGUAGAGUCACUGAAUGAAGCGAUCAUUCCUACGUUAACAAGCGAACAGAAAAGUGCCUUAUUCAGUAAGACAGUUUAUACGGUAGGCCCCGCCACUGCUAACUUCAUCAGAAGAUCAGGUUUCAUCAAUGUUAAAGGUGGAGAAGAUGCUGGUAACGGUUCUGUCCUUGCAGAUAUUAUUAUUGAUGACUUAGGAACAGAUGUCAAGGCACGACCACCGAGUGAACUAUUAUUUCUCGUGGGCGAAAUCAGGAGGGAUAUCAUCCCAAAGAAACUAAAUAGCAAGGGUAUAAAAGUAAGAGAGGUAGUUACUUACAAAACCGAAGAAUUAAGCGAUGGUUUCAACAGAUUUGUACAGGCUUUGAAACCACGCAAUGAAGGUGAAAUAUCCUUGAAUUGGGUGGUAGUUUUCAGCCCGCAAGGAACUAGGGAAAUCACUCAGUACUUGAGUGACAACGGCCGUGUACAAGGAUCCCAUCUACGGGUAGCGUCCAUCGGGCCCACUACUAAAAAAUAUCUAGAUGAUAAUGAUAUAAUCUCUGAUGUUGUCAGCCCUAAACCUGACCCCGAGUCACUAUUAGAUGCUAUUGAACUAUACCAGCGCUAUAAAUAA